AUGGCUAAUCCUGCUAGGACUAUCAAGGAAUUGGUUUCACCUGAUCUGCAUUUUCAAAAUUGGUGCAUUAAUUAUCCUGAUAUUGACACUGAUUUUGAGUUAAAGUCUGGAUUGAUUCACUUACUUCCAAAAUUUAAUGGUCUUGCAGGCGAGGAUCCAUACAAUCACUUGAAGACUUUUCAUAUGAUCUGUACUGCUAUGAAGCCUUCUGGUGUGUCUGAGGAUCAGAUUAAGAUGCGUGCCUUCCCAUUUUCUUUGGAAAGUUCUGCAAAGAAUUGGCUUCUUCGCUUACCUCCUGGAUUCAUUACUUCAUGGGACCAGCUGAAAAGGUUGUUUUUGGAAAAGUAUUUCCCAGCAUCUCGUACUUCCUCCAUCAGGAAGGAUAUUUGUGGUUGUCGACAAAUGUCUGGGGAAUCCUUAUAUGAGUAUUAUGAGCGCUUUAAGGCAUUGUUAUCCAGUUGUCCUCACCACCAAAUUUCAGAUACAUUGUUGAUUCAAUAUUUUCAUGAAGGGCUCUUGCCUCUUGAGAGAGAUUUACUAGAUUCUGCUGCUGGAGGUGCUCUUCUUGACUUGACUGUUGAAGCUGCUUGGAGAUUGAUUGAAAAGAAAGCUGAAAAUACCCAACAGUUUGGUACUAGGCAGCAAGCUAGAGUAAAUGAAGUUGGAUUGCAUUCAUCUUAUUCUGAGUCUCGCCUUGAGAGCAAAAUUGAUAAGUUAACAUCUGCUAUGGAGAAAAUGGUUGUAUUUCAGAUGAAAAACUCCCAAAAUAUGGCUCCUUCUGUGGGAUCUUCCUCUGCUUUCAUCCCACAAGCUGACUCUACAGCUCUAAUUGGGCCACUUUGCUCUAUUUGCUCUCUAGCUACUCACACCACUGACUCUUGCCCUUACCUAAAUGAUGGAGUUGACUCGUGUAAUGCAGUAUACCACACUAAGCCUAUGACUCAAGGUGGCCAGAAAUAUGAUCCUUACUCAAAUACAUACAACCCUGGAUGGCGUGACCAUCCAAAUCUCAGAUAUGGGAGUGGCCAGCCUCAACAAUCACAGUUCAAUCAAGGCAUAAACUCUUCUGGUGGUAAAAUGUUCCAACAAGUUAGGCAAACUAUGCCCAAUCAAGAUGAGAGUUCAAAGUUAGAAGGCAUGAUGAAACUCCUGAUGGAUAAGUUUGAACAAAAGGAUUUGCAACAUAGCCAAGAAAUUCAGAAUCUUCAAACUCAAAUUGGGCAGUUAUCUAAUGCAUUUAGUAACAUGCAAAGUCAAGGCUCAGGGAAGUUGCCAUCUCAAGUAGUAGUUAACCCUAAUGUUGGCACCCAGCAGAAUCCUAACAUUGGUGGAAUUAAUGCUAUAUCUCUUAGAAGCGGAAAUUCAAUUACCUCUGCAGAUCCUGUCACUACCCAUGCUUCAACAACAAGGAAGGAAGCUAUCAUUAAAGAUUCUCCCCCUGCUUCCACAUCGCAUAAUAAGUCCAUUUUUAACACCACAACAUGUGGCAUUGCAAGAAGAGCAAGAAAAGAGGGAAGGGAAGAAGGAAGAAAGUGA
Neltuma alba is the source of this 1536-nucleotide messenger RNA. RefSeq lists its product as uncharacterized. NCBI's taxonomy places the organism in Eukaryota, Viridiplantae, Streptophyta, Magnoliopsida, Fabales, Fabaceae. The transcript has a single exon. The coding region runs from base 1 to 1536 and encodes 511 amino acids. The record is from RefSeq and is a predicted model, not a curated record.